AUGGUGUACUUAUCUGAAACUGUGAAACUCAACAAUGGCUUGGAAAUGCCUUUAGUAGGGCUGGGGUGCUGGAAAAUCCCCAAUGAUGUUUGUGCCACGCAGGUGUACGAUGCUAUCAAACUCGGCUACCGGCUUUUCGAUGGAGCUCAGGACUAUGGUAAUGAGAAAGAAGUUGGUGAAGGUAUUCGCCGGGCCAUUGGAGAAGGCAUAGCCACUAGAGAGGAGUUGUUUGUGGUGUCAAAGCUUUGGAACUCUUACCAUCAUCCAAAAAAUGUGAAACCAGCGUUAAAGAAAACACUGGAAGACCUGGGUCUCGAGUACUUAGACCUCUUCUACAUCCACUUUCCCUUGGCCUUCAAAUAUGUGCCAUUUGAGGAGAAGUAUCCUCCUGGUUUCUAUACAGGCGCGGAAGAUGAAAAGAAGGGUACCAUCACUCUAGAAAACGUGCCCAUUAUCGACACCUACCGCGCUUUGGAGGAGUGUGUCGAAGAGGGGCUUAUCAAGUCCAUUGGCAUCUCUAAUUUCCGCGGCAUCCUGAUCCACGACCUCUUGGCCAGCGCGAAGAUCCCACCUGCUUGUUUACAGAUUGAGCACCACCCAUAUUUGACUCAAAACAAUCUGAUCGAAUACUGCGAAGGAGCGGGCAUUCGCGUGGUUGCAUACUCGUCGUUCGGCCCCCAGUCUUUCCUGGAACUAGACUCGGAGCUCGCUAAAGACACACCAACACUAUUCGAGCAUGAAAGUGUCGCGAAAAUUGCUGCCAAGCACAAGGUUUCUGCUUCGGAGGUCCUGCUGAGAUGGGCAACCCAAAGGGGCAUUGCCAUCAUCCCCAAAUCGUCCAAGAAGGAAAGAUUACUUAACAAUUUACAGAUCAAUGAAAAAGUGACCUUGAGUGAUUCGGAGCUCAAAGCUAUCUCCGCCUUGAACAAAAAUAUUCGUUUCAAUGAUCCUUACACCUGGCGCGGCUGCAAAUUCCCGGUCUUCUCUUGA
Molecule: messenger RNA, 990 nt
Organism: Lachancea dasiensis
Lineage: Eukaryota; Fungi; Ascomycota; Saccharomycetes; Saccharomycetales; Saccharomycetaceae
Source: the annotation of a GenBank genome assembly